AUGGAUUUCACCGAUGGAUCGACUUUCGCCCCUGCAAAAGGCCGGCGAAAGAGACCUAGAUCUCCUGACCUUGCAGAAAAUUCUACCCUCAAGCUUGAGCAAGGACUCGUCGCUGCGGACCAUGCGGCGACAGCCAUUUCACUUGGGCCCGAUACGGAGCGGAGUAAACGGCUCAAGCUCUCAGUCGGCACGCCGGGGCUUAGCUCUCCUGCAGGCUCCAAGAGAGCCUCUCUGCGCCAGCCUUUGAUGCUGGCGGAGCUACCUUGCGAAGUCCUGCAACAUAUUUUCACUUUUGUUGAUCCCAUUUCUCUUGGACGGUUGGUCUGUGUCAACCGCUCCUUUCGUUCACUCCUUGAUCCCGCAUGCCUCCUACCACAAAAGUCUGCAUCUAGCCAGUUCAUGCACUUGACUAUGCGGAGUCAGGACCUUGUUUGGGCCACAUCUCGCAGGUCGUUCCUUCAGGGCUUUCCAAAGCCAAUGGACAAGAUGACAGAGCUGGAAAUGUGGAGACUCGUUCGCGGUCAUGCAUGCCAAUUCUGCGGAAAGAAAACUGCUCGCGAGCAACACCCGUCGACAUCUGAACCCUGGGAUGCUGGGCCUGGACUGGAUGGCGUUCGGCCUAUCUGGCCAUUCAGAGUUAGGACCUGUGGCCGUUGUCUGCAGCUCAGGUUAAUAAAGGACGCAGAGUUGCUUGUCUCUACCCAUUCGGCACUCAGGCCCGGUCUGCCUUUUGCGAUCCUGACACAGGACUUGAAUUACAUUCCAUCCCAGCUGAUCCAGCAGAAGUCACCCCCUCCGCACCUCGAGCUGAUCAAAUACUAUUUCCGGCCUCAAUUGGAAGAACUUCAAUCCGAGUUCCACGACGUAAAGGCUCUGGGAGCUGCUACAAUCACAGAAUGGUAUAAAGGGCUCGAGACUUUGGGACAGCAAAGCAACGCUGAUGCUGCGCGUUUCGAGCAAUGGGAACUCCAAGGUGGCUUCUCCAGGGUGCCCACACAGUUAGGCCAAAAUGAAAACAGCGCAAUUGCUUCGUCCAGGCGUGUUGCGAGCCAAGGAGACCUCAUGCAAGUACCUGACAACAUGCAGCAAGCUUCUGUGAACUCUGCUGUGGGAACACCUUCUGGCGACGUGACUUCGGGAUUUUCCACUCCUGGCGUUCAUGAGGGUGAGCAAUCAUCUGCCCCGGGGCAAGAGCCUCUGGGAACCACCGGCCCGCUUACCCAUCCAGGCCUGCUUGGUCAAACGCUAGUCCAUCCUCCGCGCCAGAAAACCGAGCGUAGUCUGAAAGAAGCAAAAGAGACAAGGGCUGAGCGCCGAAAAGAAAUUGAGAGACGCUGUCUUGCCCUUGAGCCCCCCAUAAUGCCCUCGACACUGGCGCAUAUGGAUGCGUUCCAGGCUGCGAUUCUGAUCUCACGGCCCCUUGAUGACAAGGCAUGGGAGAUAUUGAGACCUCGUCUUCUAGCCCAGCGCGCAGAUGCCGAACACCGAGAGAGCAAGGUUGCUCUUAGAGACCCAAACAUGCAACUCCAAAAGCGCCAACAACUGGAAGAAGAGCAGCGCGUUGCCCAGGCAAAUACAAGCCACAUGUGGCUCGAACUGAAGGUCCCUGCCAGAGAUAAGCUACAGAAAUAUGCCCAGGAAUUCAUACAUCAGACGUGGUCCGAUGGACGUGCUGUGACGAAGGCGACGGCAUGCAAGUUCGCAGCGGAGGUCCUGUGUCAUGUGCGACAACGCUUCGAUGAGGUGGUUUCUCAAGAGGAUCGAAUGCUUGAGUUGAAAGGAACCGCUUUUCCCCAGGACGCGGCGUCUCUUGCCUUCAGGAAAUUGAGACUAGAGGAUAUGAAAUGGGUUUAUGAAGAAUUUGUGAGGCGGCACACGGAGAGUUUUGGAAGGGAACUCUUCCUCUGUCACGUGUGUGACAAUCAAAAGCUGUUUGCAUUCGAAGCGGUCAUUCAGCACUUUGCUGCGAAACACACGAACGCUCUCAGCAGUGGCAACAGCAUCGUGUACUGGAAAGCCGACUGGCCUCUUGAGCCUCCUUUUGACCCACAUCCGAAUAUUCCAUGGGCUCUCGAGGCAACGGGCAACAUGCCUCUCACACAGCUACAUCAGCAAGCACACUCAAGUUUCCCUCCGCGCGGCCCGCCGUCCUCUGUCGAAGGCGAACCUAGAGGUUCAAACAUGUUUCCCCAACCUUUUCCCCCACCACAAUGGCCUGCUGAUCCAUCACAAUACAUCAACCAGAACAGCUCCUCAGGGUCGGUAAGAAUGGAGUCGCUUAAUGGCGGGCGCCUCCCUGUGGCGCUUGAUAGAGGGGCCAUCCGAGAUGGCGUUGCCGGCUCUUCCCUUGCCAGAUCUGAAGCUUCUGGAUAUGCCAAUGAAGAUGGAUAUGGGCCUCGUUUCCAUACUCAGACACUUACGCGACCGGGACGCUCUAACAUUCAAUUCUACCAAGGCUCGUAUACCGGUGGUAGAGCUAGCGACGCGGUCCGGGAUUACACGGGCAGGUCUGCCUCUCGUCGAGAGGAACAUUCUCAUCCUUUUGAGAUUGGGCGUGGUUGGGAGGCCUGGAGAGGGGAGGGUCCCAUGUCCCAUGGUUCCAUGAUCUACUCGUAUGGAGAUGGUUCUUCCAGGUUCUCAUACGCCGAGUCUCUGCAAAGAGACGGCGGUACCUCGGUUGAGGGAAUAUCUGAGACUGGAAGGGGUAGCAAAACUACCAGUCGCAUCUCUUUACACCGGGGAAUAGAUUCGGAGUCAAGAGCAGCCACCAGUGAGAUCGAGACAUCAAGAGAUGACACCGAUCAGGCGGCAACCAAGGGAGCAGUAGAGAAAUUCCUCAAUAGCUUCAGUCCAAUGGUUGAUGAAGAGAGGAUGGAUAGCACAAAGAGUGUUGCAGCCACCGCGCAUGGGAUUGACUUACAGCAGUCACGCACUGUGCCUGGAUCACAAUCGGCUGAUGCUUAUCUUCAGCACCACCAGUCCUGGGACAGAAUGAACAGUCAUGCUGUGAGCCGCCUCUCUCCGGCCUCGAGACAAAGGCCUCCUUUACCUAUGAGAGAGAUCGAGCAGCCGCCUUUAUGGUCUGACGACCCUGCAACACAAUUACGCUAUCGCCCUGUGAUGCCACCAGACCGCGACCAUGAAGUUGCUCGGGAAGCGGCUCACGGCGGCAGAUACGGGGAAGAGAUCUCUGAACGAACGCAACAAAUCCACUACGAUAGUCAAAAUGAGGGCAUGCGGAAUAUGGCCUCAACCUACGCCGUGCCUUCGUAUGAGCAUCAAUAUUUCUACGGCCAUGACGGAAGACGUUAUGUAGAAAUAAGAGAGCCGAGCCUGGAGAGGUAUCCACUUCGAGUCGAAAAUUUUCCGGAUCGAUAUCAAGAACCCUCUGAGAUUGGUGGGUCACGUUACUUGGAGAACAGGCGGUACUUCUUGGAACGGCACGUCGAUCACGAUAACCAUGUUCGUGCGGCGCCCAGAGAAUAUCGACUCGGCGAUAAUGGCUACUACUCUGCCCACCGUAGGGGACCGUCGUCCAUGGAGUAUGAUGGUCGAUACACUCACGAGGAAGUUCCACUUGAACCACGCACGCGACCCAGCCGAGUCAGCAACCGGGAGAUCACUUACGAGCCAAUCGAGCAACCAAUACGGUACACUCCGCCAUCCUUUGGCGCAGGUCGUCCUGGAGGCUGA
Messenger RNA from Cladophialophora bantiana CBS 173.52, 3693 nucleotides. RefSeq lists its product as uncharacterized. Lineage: Eukaryota; Fungi; Ascomycota; Eurotiomycetes; Chaetothyriales; Herpotrichiellaceae. Gene Ontology annotation, molecular function: protein binding. The transcript has 3 exons. The record is from RefSeq and is a predicted model, not a curated record. The coding region runs from base 1 to 3693 and encodes 1230 amino acids.